AUGUCGACCACCCACCUUGUUGUGCUCCUCGGCAUCCUCCUGCUGGCCGGCGCAUCGAGCUCGCAGCCCACCUCCGGCGACCAAGCCACCCUCCUAGCUAUCAAGACCCAGUGGGGAAACCCCACGCAGCUUGCGUCGUGGGACCCUAUCUCCAACGCCGACCACUGUGACUGGACCGGCGUGGUCUGCGGUGGCGACGACGGACGUGCGGUGAUAGGGAUAUCAUUGCCGAAUCUAAACAUCACUGGCAAGGUGCCAGAGUCAGUGUGCGACCUACCGAGCCUCGCCCACCUCGACCUCUCCUACAACAAUCUUACCGGCUGCUUCCCCGGCGUCCCGCUCUACGCCUGCUCCCACCUCCGCUUCCUCGACCUCUCCAACAACUACUUCCAUGGAGUCCUUCCGGAUGACAUCAGCCGACUGUCGCCGGCGACGGAGCACCUCAACCUGUCGAGCAAUCACUUCCGAGGCAUGGUGCCGACUGCCAUGGCCGGGCUAUCAGCGCUGAGGUCACUGGUUCUUGACACUAACCAGUUCACAGGGGCGUACCCAGCUGCUGAGAUAAGCAAGCUCGCAGGGCUCGAGCAGCUCACGCUUGCCUCGAACCCGUUCACGCCGGCGCCAGCGCCACUAGAGUUUGCCAAGCUGACCAACUUGACCUACCUCUGGAUGUCUGACAUGAACAUGACCGGCGAGAUCCCGAAGGCUUAUUCGAGCCUCGUGAACCUCCAACUGAUCGCUAUGACAGCUAACAAGCUCGCCGGCCAGAUCCCGGCGUGGAUAUGGCAGCACCCAAAACUCGAGUUCUUGUACCUGUUCAACAAUGUACUCACCGGUAAACUGCCGCACAAAAUCACGUCAGUGAAUUUGAUAGAGAUUGAUGUGUCGUCGAACAAUCUUACUGGAGAAAUACCGGAAGACUCUGGUAACCUCAAGAACCUGAGAAUAUUGUUCAUGUACGCCAACCAGCUCACCGGCACCAUUCCACCAAGCAUAGCGAUGCUCCCCAAUCUCACGGACAUCAGGCUAUUUUUAAACAAUCUCUCCGGCGAGAUCCCGCGGGAGCUCGGGAAGCACUCGCCGCUAGGCAACCUCGAGGUCUGCAACAACAACCUCUCGGGCCAGCUCCCGGAUUCACUUUGCUCCAACAGGAAGCUCUAUGACCUCGUCGUCUUCGACAACAGCUUCUCGGGCGAGCUCCCGCAGAACCUCGGCAACUGUGUCCUCCUGAACAACAUCAUGCUCUACAACAACCGCUUCUCCGGCGAGUUCUCGACGAAGAUAUGGUCAUUACCCAAGUUGACCACUGUGAUGAUACAGAACAAUGGUUUCACGGGGACUCUACCAGCCAAGAUAGGUGAGAACAUCUCACGGAUUGAGAUGGGGAACAACAAGUUCUCCGGGUCCUUGCCAACAUCGGCAAUAGGGCUGGCCGUGUUCAAGGCGGAGAACAUCCUGAUCUCCGGCGAGCUACCGGCGGAUAUGUGCGGGUUUCCCAGCCUUGAACAGUUGUCGGUGUCCGGCAACCAACUAACUGGUUCCAUACCAAUAUCAAUCAUUUUGUUGCAGAGGCUCAAUAAUCUCAGCCUGAGCGACAACAAGUUGUCCGGUGCAAUUCCAUUUGGCAGCCUCACGUCGCUUCCAUCCCUGACGAUCAUUGAUUUGUCCAGGAAUAGAUUUACUGGUGGCAUACCAGCAUCAAUCAUUUCGUUGCAGAGGCUCAGUAAUCUCUACCUGAGCAACAACAAGUUGUCCGGCACAAUUCCAUUUGACAGCCUCGCGAUGCUUCCAUCGCUGACGCACCUUGAUUUGUCCAACAAUGAAUUCACCGGUGGCUUAUCUUCGGAAUAA
Messenger RNA from Triticum turgidum subsp. durum (durum wheat), 1851 nucleotides. The record is from the annotation of a GenBank genome assembly. NCBI's taxonomy places the organism in Eukaryota, Viridiplantae, Streptophyta, Magnoliopsida, Poales, Poaceae.